AGGACAUUUAACUUAUGAAAUAAAUUAGAAAGUUACUAAUCACAUAGCAUUUUCCAUUGAUUAUACUUUUAAAUCCCACAAUCGCAAUUUUCUGAUUGGUUUAUUUUAAUGAACAAAAUUUUUCGGAACUUUAAUUGCAUUUAAAACUUCUAGUACAUCCCUUGUCAGCCUUAAGACGUAUUGAAAUGGCUGCAUCUGAAAAAAUUUGUAAAGUGCGAUUGAACUUAGGUUCAAAUUCAUCAGUUCCAUACAGUCAGCUUCUUGAUCUUAGGUCUGCCCAAAGUUUGAAUGGUAGAACAUCAAUGGAGGGUACAGCUGAUUUUUUAAAAGGUUUACCAUCUCAUGAUGAAAAUAAUUUUUCCCGUUUUCAACCUGAUACUUCCUGUAAAAAUUAUAUGAAAAAGACUUCUGUUUAUGUUCCUACUAAAGAUCAUCCUGCAGAACAAAUUAUAACAACAGAAAAAACUACUAUCCUAUUGCGGUAUUUGCAGCAGCAGUAUGACCGAAAGCGAGCUCAAACAAAAAGAGAGUCUGAAUCAGCAGGUCCUAGCGGUGCUCAAGAACAAACUCCAAGAAAGAAGACUCGAUUGUAAAAGUAGCUGAUCUGAAUAGAGCCAAAAUUGAAAAAGAAAAAAAUUAAUGUGAAAUGAAAAGAGAAAACAACGGGGAUCAUUUGUUUUGCUUUUGUUUGUUAUGUAUAUGUAGGAGUUAAGUCAAAAUCUCCUGUUUGAUGUAUAUCAAGAGCUGUUCAUUUACUUUUAUACGAAUUUCAAAAGGUUAUGCUUUUGCUUUGUGUUGGUAUUUUAUGUACACUAACGAAGAUUGUCCAUAAUCAAUAUAAUGUUUUAUUUGUUGUUUGGUCUUCAGAGGUGCUACUACUGAUACGGCCAAAGUUUAUGCUUUACAGUUCUCAGCUGCUGUGUUGAGUUUUGAAAUAUUUUUGUGCAUUUUAUUUCACUCUUUGCGACUUUUUCCCAUUGCUUUCGUUAUAUUCUUCAUUUCAUUCCUCUAAAAAUUUAAAAGAAAAAAAGUCAUACAGAUUUAAAACUUUACAAGAAAAGAGACAACUAAGAAUGUUUUGUUGAUAUUAAAGCAUCUGUGAAAGUGUUUUUGUUUUAACUAUUAACCGCCUUUAACUUCUCCUGUUUAUUGUAUGCAUUGUUUUAUGUUGUUCCAAUAUGGCAUUAUCACAACCUAUGUCUUCUUUAUGAUGCUAAGUAGAGAGUAAAACAAAGGCGCCCAUAUAGGGGGGAAAGGGGGGGAUCGAGCCCCCCCCCUUGAAAUUAGAACUUCCUUGCUUAUGGUACUUUUUCUUUGCAAAAAUGUAAAAACAUUUAUUAUCCAGCCUUUAAUGAAUAAGUUAUAAAAUGAAAUAUUUUAAUGACUCUAAUCUGUCUUGAAAUCGGUUUCCAUGGAGAAAAUACCCUCCUAACCCAAGGGGAAAAUAUCUGAGCACUCUCCUUACAAUUUUACAUAUAGGCGCCUUUUCAAGAAAAAUCUUAUUAUGGAAAAUGUAUGCAACUUUCUGAAAAUAGUCCUGCAUAUUUUAAAGUAUAAAACAAUUAAGAAUAGUUAAAAUAUGUUUUUGAGCUAUUUUCUUUAAUCGUCUAGUUUAACUAGAAACAAUUAUAAAAAUAAAUAUUACAAUUAACUUUACUGUACAAUGCAAACUAAGGCUUGCAGUUGUACUUAAAAGAAAUAAAUUAAAAAUAAAAAUAAACCAGUGUGACAAGUAAUCUGGCAGAUGAUUAAGUACACAAAGUGGUUCUUAUGGUUUUUUAACUUCGUAUUAAGCUAAAUGCUUAAUAAUGUUUGUUUAAUGUUUAAAUAAUGUUUAGCUUAUUAGCUAAACUUCUUAUUAAGCAUUUUAAAUUGAUGUGUAAUGCUUUAAUUGUUUCUAAACGUGAGGCAGUGAGAAACAAAGGGAUGUAAGUGCCAAAAUAAAAAAAAAUUGGGGAUAAUCAGUAUAAAUGGUAAAAAAGAACCUUUCCUCUGUUUCAGGACUAGAGAUGGUACUAGUAGCUCUGAUGGGUGCUGCUGUACAGCAUGAUUUAGAAUUAAAACUUCAGUGAAAGCUUACCUAGGAUUUGAAUUUUAAAAAGUCCACUUACAUCCCUUUACUUCUGCCUCAUAUGUCAAAAUUUGUUUUUUUCAUCUGAGAUUAAAAAUUCCAGGCAAAA
Molecule: messenger RNA, 2180 nt
Organism: Uloborus diversus
Lineage: Eukaryota; Metazoa; Arthropoda; Arachnida; Araneae; Uloboridae
Product: DET1- and DDB1-associated protein 1-like
Exons: 6
Coding region: 186-593 (135 amino acids)
Biological process (GO): positive regulation of proteasomal ubiquitin-dependent protein catabolic process
Cellular component (GO): Cul4-RING E3 ubiquitin ligase complex
Source: RefSeq, a predicted model, not a curated record